AUGCGACCUUCAAAGUUGCAUCCUUUCGCUCAACAAAUUCAAGAAUCCCUCUAUGUUUCAAUCUCAAGAGCACUAUCUUUAACAUCAAACAUCAAAGAACUUCACAAAAUUCAUUCAUUUUUAAUUACUUCAGGACUCGUUAGAACAGUUUUCUUCUCUGGCAAACUCAUCAGCAAAUACGCUCAGCUGAAAGACCCACAUUCAUGUUCAUCGGUCUUCAUCAGCGUUUCGCCUACCAACAACGUCUAUCAAUGGAAUACUAUCAUAAGAGCGAUGACCCAUAAUGGAUUAUUCAUAGAAGCACUGAAUCAUUAUACCAAAAUGAGGGUAUUGAAUAUAAAACCUGACCCCUUCACUUUUCCUUCGGUGAUUAAUUCCUGUGCGGGUUCAGGGAAGUUUGACACAGCUAAGAUUGUUCACGAACAUGUUUUGGAGUUGGGGUUCCAAUCUGAUUUAUAUAUUGGUAAUGCGUUGAUUGAUAUGUACGCGAGGUUCUCUACACUGGACAAAGCACGCCAGGUGUUUGAUGAAAUGCCAAACAGAGACUCAGUUUCUUGGAAUAGUCUGGUUUCGGGUUAUAGUGCACAUGAGGAAUGGGAAAAAGCUUUGGAAACUUUUCAUCAAUCAAGAACAGCUGGAUUGACACCAGAUUCCUUCAUGGUGUCGAGUGUUCUUCCUGCUUGUAGUGGGCUAAAUGCGAUCAUGGAGGGUCAAAUUGUUCAUGGUUUGUCAUUAAAACUUGGGAUUGAUAUCAACACAAGAGUAUGCAAUAGUCUUCUUUCAAUGUACCUCAAAUCCAACAAAUUAGAAGAGUGUCACAAGGUUUUCAAUAAAAUGCCCAUUAGAGACGCAAUUACAUGGAACACUGUAGUCUCAGGGUACUCUCAAUUAGCCUUAUAUCAAGAAUCUAUCAUGUUGUUUAAGGAGAUGUUGAAUAAACACAAACCAGAUCUUUUAACAAUUACUUCUGUUCUCCAUGCUUGUAGUAACAUUCGGGAUUUGGAAUCUGGAAAAUUUGUACAUAAUUACAUGGUUGUAAAUGGAUACGAAUGUGAUAUAACAGGAAGUAAUAUCCUUAUUAAUAUGUAUGCAAAAUGUGGCAACUUGUCAGAAGCAAGAGAAGUUUUUGACAAAAUGAAAACCAGGGAUUUGACAUCAUGGAACUCGUUAAUCAAUGGUUUUGUUAAAGCAUCAUUAUAUGAGGAAGCAAUUGAAACUUUCACAUCAAUGAAAAUGGACAUAACACCUGAUUUUGUCACAUACGUGACAAUUCUUCCUAUAUGUACAUUUCUCAUGAGCUUAAAGUUAGCAAAAUCAUUUCAUUGUGAAACGAUUAAAUCGGGGUUUAACUCCAGCAUAAUUGUGAGAAAUGCUCUCAUUGAUGUUUAUGCUAAAUGUGGCAAAAUGGAAGAUGCAUUGAACCAAUUUGAUAACAUGAAAGAUCGCGAUAUCGUAUCAUGGAACACGAUUAUUUCCGCAUGUUCUCAUUCCGAGGAAUACAAUUUAGGGUUUAAAAUAAUUAAUCAAAUGAGAAUCGAGGGAAUUUUACCUAAUGUAGCUACAAUUUUAACCACAUUACCUUUAUGUUCAAAUCUUGGAGCGAAACGACAAGGUAAAGAGCUUCACGGGUGUGUUUUUAAGUUAAAUUUUGAGUCAAACAUUCCAAUCGCAAAUGCACUAAUCGAAAUGUACUCAAAAUGUGGAAAUUUAAAAAAUUCAAUCCGAGUAUUUGACCAUAUGAAAGUUAAAGAUGUUGUGACAUGGACAACAUUGAUUUAUGCAUACGGGAUAUACGGUCAAGGAAAUAUGGCAAUAAUAGCAUUUGGGAAUAUGAAAGCUGCCCGAAUAAUUCCUGACCGAAUCGCCUUUCUUUCCAUUAUCUUUGCGUGUAGUCAUUCGGGUUUGGUAGAAAAAGGUAGGGCUUAUUUUAACGAAAUGACAAAAGAUUACAAAAUUGACCCGAAAAUCGAACACUACGCUUGUGUGGUUGACCUUCUUUCGCGAUCCGGGCAGCUGCCCGAAGCCGAAAAAUUCAUUCUUUCCAUGCCAAUGACUCCCGAUGCAAGCAUAUGGGGUUCUUUACUUAGUGCUUGUCGGGCAAGUGGGACCCACACCAAGAUCGCGGAACGUGCUUCAAAACGUAUAAUCGAAUUGAAUUCAAACAAUCCCGGAUAUUAUAUUUUGGUAUCGAAUGUAUACGCGAGUUUAAAGAAAUGGGAUGAAGUUAGAAAGGUGAGAAAGUUAAUUAAAGAUAAGGGAUUUAAGAAAGAUGCGGGGCGUAGUUGGUUAGAUAUUGAUAAAAAGAUUUAUGUUUUUAGUAGCGGGGAGAAGUUUUUUGAACAAUAUGAAGAGGUUAAGAAUUUGCUUGAGGUUCUUGGGGAGUUGAUAGCGAAAGAAGGGUAUAUUGGUAAUUUGAGAUCUGUUUUUCAUGAUGUUGGAGAAGAUGAGAAACGAGAGAUUCUUUGUGGGCAUAGUGAAAGGCUUGCGAUUGCUUUUGGAUUGUUGAAUACGAAACCGGGAACACCGUUGCAGAUAAUGAAGAAUUUACGGGUUUGUGAGGAUUGUCAUACUGUGACUAAGUAUAUAUCGAAAAUUGUGGAAAGAGAGUUUUUAGUUAGAGACGCAAAUCGGUUUCAUUUAUUCAAAAAUGGAAGUUGUAGUUGUGGUGAUUAUUGGUGA
Lactuca virosa is the source of this 2679-nucleotide messenger RNA. The record is from the annotation of a GenBank genome assembly. Lineage: Eukaryota; Viridiplantae; Streptophyta; Magnoliopsida; Asterales; Asteraceae.